AUGCAGAGUGCCAUUGUGUUGGACGCCGGCUCGAGUAGUGUGAAGGCGGCGUGUAGCACCGCCACCGCCCCUAACUCUUUUCCGUCACUGGCAGGUCGUGCAAAGUACAAGCCACUGUUUCAUACAUCACAUGGAGACGCUGCGGUGGCUGUAGGGAAUACUGCGGCGGAGCGUCGCGGUCUGCUGCAUCUCUCGUACCCCAUUCAGCACGGGAGCAUCGUCGACUGGGAUGCCUGGCACCUGCUGCUGCAGCACAUCGAGCAACAGUUGAAUACCCCACUGGCCGAGAGGGAUGUUUUUUGGGUCGAGCACCCGUUCAGUUCUCGCCCGCAACGAGCGCGUGUGGCGCAGGUUCUCUUUGAAGAGAAGUCUAUCUCCGGCAUGUGUGUCGGCGUUGCGCCCCUCCUGUCACUCUAUGCGACAGGCAACACUACGGGAAUGGUGCUGGAUGUCGGGGAUGGCGUCUCCUCCGUGGCGGCGGCGGUGCAGGGGUACGCUGUCACGGCAAUGAUGCAGCGGGAGGACUUUGGAGGAGGCGCCGUCACGCAGUACCUCCAGCGACUGUUACGCGAGUAUGGCAGUUACUACGCUACAUGUGAUGGCGGCGACGGCUCUCAUGGGGUACACAGCACCGUAACCAGUCGAUUUAAUCCGUCACGCUGCGGCGCCGAGCGUGAGCUGGUGCGCACCAUCAAGGAGCAGCGCUGCGAGGUGAGUCCACAUCCCGUACCAACAAGCGCCAUUCCUGCGCGUGCCGCGGAAGGAGCGGCUGGUGAUGAUGGCGAGGGCGAUACGGCUCUGUUGAGUUUUGCGCAGGCUGUUGCCGCAACACCGCCAAAGAAACAUUGCCUGCCCGAUGGCACGGAGCUGAUGCUUGGGUAUGAGUUGCUGCAGGCCCCGGAGGUGCUAUUUAACCCUGCCCUUCUUGGGAAAGAGCAUGUCGGCUUGGCGGAACUUGUCGCUAAUGCGGUGCGGGUGGCUGACAUUGAGCUUCGCGCGGAACUGUGCCAACACGUUUAUUUAACAGGUGGUUCGACGCUUCUCAGUGGAUUUGGUCAGCGCUUCCUUUCGGAGUUGCUGCGGCUUACUCCACGGAACUGCAAGGUGCGGGUCUCAGCACCGGCAGAACGAUCCCACAUGGCAUGGCUGGGUGCAUCGUUUCUCACUCGGCUCUCGACGUUCCCGCAGGAGAUGGUUGUAAGUCGGGCGGACUUCCUGGAGGAGGGUGAGCGUGCGCUGCACAACCGCCGUGUCGGAUGA
Messenger RNA from Trypanosoma rangeli, 1260 nucleotides. RefSeq names its product putative actin. Gene Ontology annotation, biological process: Arp2/3 complex-mediated actin nucleation. Gene Ontology annotation, cellular component: actin cortical patch; Arp2/3 protein complex. NCBI's taxonomy places the organism in Eukaryota, Euglenozoa, Kinetoplastea, Trypanosomatida, Trypanosomatidae. The record is from RefSeq and is a predicted model, not a curated record. Gene Ontology annotation, molecular function: actin filament binding. The coding region runs from base 1 to 1260 and encodes 419 amino acids. The transcript has a single exon.